This is a messenger RNA of Pimephales promelas (fathead minnow), 3849 nucleotides long. NCBI's taxonomy places the organism in Eukaryota, Metazoa, Chordata, Actinopteri, Cypriniformes, Leuciscidae. The record is from RefSeq and is a predicted model, not a curated record.
AUGGAUAUCACUCCAGGCCCUGAUGGUCGCUUUGGAUUCACUAUAGUGGGAGACUGCCCCCUGCUGGUGGAGGAUUGCUCCCCCUGCUCCCCAGCGGGUCGCAGUGGUCUCCGAGCUGGAGAUUAUGUCAUGGAGGUGAAUGGGAUCCCUGUGAAGCACCACGAGAUGGCGGCCGCUUUGAUAAAGGCCUCUCAGGGCCGAACACUGCGUCUCGGGGUGCUGUGCAUGGGCAGUCGUCAGAAACGCAGCAGCGGAUGCAUCGAGGGGUCUCUGAAAGACACAGACGGCUUGCGUCAGGACCGUAAACAGAAGGCUCUGGAGUUCAACAGGAGGGUUGAGGAGAUUUUGAGGAACGAUCCAGAGGUGAAAGAGAAACUUUUUGCUGUGCUGAAACAGUUUGCUGCUGAGAGGAAGGUGGACUGGCUUGCUUCCGUUCUUCCUGACAUAUUGACAACCGAAGAGCAGCAACAGCUCAUCUCGAACAUCAGGAUCUUUAUUCCCAAGAAGCAUCGGCAGCGCUUUGAUGAAGCCGUCUCUCAGAGUCUCAUCAACCGCGUGUGUCGUAGCAAGAGCCUUGGCGAGCCCCAAAACAGGCUCCGCCGGAGCCGAAGUCAAGACCACCCGGAGCGUCCUCAAGGCUCGAAACGGGCCAGUUCUGUGCCCAGAGAUACCCCAGAUGACCCGGCUCAAUCCGACCGUAGCCUUAGGAAGAGCACCACCAUGGUUCCCAGCCACUAUGUCACUGGAGCCAACCAGAGAACAAUCCGUGUGUACCGGGGUAAGAAGAGUUUUGGCUUUACUCUGAGAGGUCAUGCUCCUGUGUGGAUCGACUCCGUAAUGGCAGGUAGUCCAGCUGAGGCGUGUGGCCUUAAACCGGGAGACCGCAUAUUGUUCCUCAAUGGCUUAGACAUGAGGAACUGCUCCCAUGAGAAGGUGGUGUCCAUGCUGCAGGGCAGUGGUGCCAUGCCCUCUCUAGUGGUGGAAGAGGGCCCCGUAGACUAUCCGCUGUCAGAUUCGGAGCCGGAAGAGACCCCCACCAUCCAGCGCUCGCGUUCCCCGGCCCUCAGCUCCCUGCAGUGGGUGGCCGAGAUCCUUCCUCCCAGCAUCCGCGUGCACGGCCGUACCUUCAGCCAGCAACUCGAACACCUCCUCACCCUACAAGAAAGAUACACCAUUUGCAAAGCUCUGGAGACGUUCUUCCAGCACAGGAAUGUGGACACAUUCAUUGUAGAUGUGUUCCCUGUGCUGGACACUCCUGCCAAGCAGCUGAUUUGGCAGUUUAUAUACCAGCUGCUGACCUAUGAGGAACAGGAACACUGCAAGAGCAAGAUCGCCCGCUUCCUGGGCUUCAAGAGUGCAGAACCAGAGUUGGGUCCAGAAACACACAAACGAAGCAGCUCCAUGCGAGUGUCAGGUACCUCCCACAAAAACAAUGUGAGAGAGAGAAGCUCAGAUGACUGCAUUAUCGGCACUCACCUUGGAAUGGGAACAUUCACUGACCCUGUGACUCCUGAGGAAAGACAGUGUGGGGAUGGGACUUCCUUCCCAGAGUCCCCAGAUCUCGACCACAUGUCAGGUGUGUACACGGAGCUUGGGAACGUCUAUCCCGGGAAGAGCAACCAAUCUCUCCAGAGUCACUCCUCACCCAGGGCUGUCGGCAUGGGCCACGCUGAGAACAAUACAUACACUUUGUCUUUCUCGCAUAAUAACGCAGGGAGCCGUAAGUCAGGCCUCUCUCUUUCAUGGACUGAACCCUUUCCUGGCUCUCAGUAUGAUCCUUACCAGCAGACUGUCCCUUCUCCAGACAGUGUGGAGUCUAAUCCUUAUGUUAGUUUGGAUAGUCCCCCUGUCUCCCCCCUGCCUUCUGAUGAACCUAGUCCCCUGCCCCAGCGUAGGAAGCUCUUCACCUUCUCACGCCCACCUCGCAGUCGAGACACAGACAAGUUCCUGGAUGCUCUGAGCGAGCAGUUGGGCCACCGGGUCAAUAUCGUGGAUGAUUUUAAGGGAGGAGAGAAUGACUAUGAGGAGAUGAGUUUCCAGGACGAACAGGAGGUGAACAUGCCUCAUGAGUUAAGCAGUGCCAGCAGUGAAGAUAACAGCUGCAGUGAUGAUUCCACCUCCGUCACCUAUUCCUCAGGCUCUGACCACAUCCCCCCUCCCCCCCGGAGUCCUCCGCCCCCGCCACCACCUCUCCAGUUCACCGACCCGCCCUCGCCCCUCCCCCUUACCCCAGAGCACUUGCCCCAACCACCUCCAGCCUUCCAGCACCACCCGAUAAUUGUCCCGCCCCCACCACCACCUCGCCCCUUCCUCACUAACCGCCCCUUGUUACACAAAGUGCUGCCCACCAGUGAGGAGCUCAGGGCUCAGCGCAGCCAUGUCCGACACUCCACUCCCCAGCCCGGCGCUCAGUCUGUUCUCAAGCUGCACCAACCAAAGGCUCAUCCCAUCCUACAAUCAUCCCCGCACACCUCCCCUCAACCCCCAAUUGCAAGCGCACAGCACACUCACCUACGACAUCACACCCAGUCCAUCUACCAGAGCCAGCAGACCUCUGCUCCCAGAAACUCCCCGAGCCUGACCAAACAAAAGAGCCUCCAUUCCCAACAUUCCCAGCAAAGCUUUGAAAGCACACUCUCAAGCAAGGUACCCCCACCACCGCCACCUCCUCUACCCCCACCUUGUGAUCCACCACCUUUGCCCAAAUCCAGUCCAAAAGCCUCUGACAACAACCACAUGAGCGUGAAAAGACUGCGCUGGGAGCAGGUGGAGAACUCUGAAGGAACUAUCUGGGGACAGCUUGGAGAUGAUCCAGACUAUCAUAAACUCAGUGACAUGGUCAAAUACCUGGAUCUGGAUGUGUACUUCGGCACACAGAGGAAUUCCAAGCCCACUUUCCUGCCCGAGAACUUUAAAAAGAAAGACGUGGUUGAGAUUCUCUCCCAUAAAAAGGCCUACAACGCUUCUAUCCUCAUAGCACAUCUGAAGCUGUCCCCGAAAGAACUGCGGGAAAUCCUCGUGACCAUGAGCACCGAGCGCCUGGAACCCGCACACAUUAAACAACUGCUGCUCUACGCUCCUGAUGACGAGGAGGUCAAACAGUUUCAGCAUUACGAUAAGGACCCCGCCAAGCUCAGUGAGCCCGACCAGUUCGUCCUACAGAUGCUACUAGUUCCCGAGUAUAAAACCAGACUCAGGAGUCUUCUUUUUAAGACCACUGUGCAGGAGAAAACUGAAGAAAUGAGAGCCGCAUACGAAUGCAUAUACAAAGCCUCAUUAGAGCUCAAAAACAGCAAGAGGUUGGCCAAGAUCCUGGAGUUUGUUUUAGCAAUGGGAAAUUAUCUCAAUAAUGGUCAGCCCAAGACGAAUAAAACAACAGGAUUCAAAAUUAAUUUUCUUACUGAGCUAAACACAACUAAAACAGUUGAUGGAAAGUCGACCUUCCUCCAUAUUCUUGCCAAAUCACUAUGCCAACACUUCCCAGAACUCCUCGGCUUCUCCAGGGACCUCAUAACAGUGCCAUUAGCUGCCAAAGUAAAUCAGAGGACCGUUACUGCUGAUCUCAGUGACCUUCACUCCACCAUCCAGGACAUAAGAACUUCCUGUGUAAAAAUCCCAGCUACUUCAGAGGAUCGCUUUGCAGCGGUUAUGAGUAGCUUCCUGGAAAACUGUCAUCCAGCUGUGCAAUCCCUAGACUCCUUGCAGCAAAGAGCAAUGGAUGAGUUUCAUAAAGUGGCCUCCUACUUUGGAGAAGACAGUAAGGCCACAAACACAGAAACCUUCUUUGGCAUCUUUGCUGAGUUUAUCUCCAAAUUCGAGGUUUGUCACUGCAAUCUGGCCUGCCUGUAA